This is a messenger RNA of Symsagittifera roscoffensis, 2612 nucleotides long. RefSeq names its product fimbrin-like. Gene Ontology annotation, biological process: actin filament bundle assembly; actin filament network formation. Lineage: Eukaryota; Metazoa; Xenacoelomorpha; Acoela; Convolutidae. Gene Ontology annotation, cellular component: cytoplasm; actin filament; actin filament bundle. Gene Ontology annotation, molecular function: calcium ion binding; actin filament binding. The record is from RefSeq and is a predicted model, not a curated record. Bases 214 to 2154 code for a protein of 646 amino acids. The transcript is spliced from 12 exons.
AAUCAAGCAAACAUCCCGUUAUUUACCUAGUUGAAGCUGAACUCAAACUAUCGUGUUAGAUUGGAUUGCAAAUACUUACACUUUCUCAUCGUUUCAAACCUCCAAAAAUUAUUUGAUACCAUAUUUGAGCCUCAAUUAAUCUAACAGUUCAGUAAUUAAGUUUUAUCGGCAACUAGUUAUUUUAACCCAUUCUAGUGACUCAUAACAAUAGCUAUGGUGAACUAUUCUGAGGAGCUCGGAGCGCAGAAGUAUCAACAGCUGGUGGAUGUUUUCCAAUCGCUGGACGAGAACGGCAAUGGAACUCUGGACUCCAGUGAGAUUGGGAAGUUGUUUGCAGAAGUGGGUGCCCCCCUCUCCCCCGACCAGCUGGUCCAACUGGUGGAAGAGGUGGACAAGGAUCGGAAUGGGGUCAUCAGUCUCGAGGAAUUCCUACAGAUGUACCUGAAACACAAACAGCAAAAAGCGUCUGGCGAAACCGACAGUUCACUGGGCCGAAAACUGUCCAAAGCAGUCGAAUUAGUACAGACAAAAAACGAAGCCUCAGGUGCUGUCCACUCCUAUUCGGAGCCGGAAGUCAGGGCCUUUUCCCAGUACAUAAAUGACAAUCUGUCUGGAGACCCUCUUUGUAAGAAGUACCUGCCACUGAUUGGGGUUGAUCUUUUCACCAAGAUGAAGGACGGAGUCUUACUCAUCAAAGUGAUCAACCUCUCUGCUCCUGACACGAUUGACGAGCGCGUGAUCAACAAGAACCCAAAGAACGAGUUUCAGAUGAGAGAGAACCACGAUUUGGCAGUGACAACUGCAUCAUCCAUAGGAUGCAGAAUUGUGAACAUAGGGGCCAAUGAUAUCAUGGCCGGAACUCCCCAUUUGGUGCUGGGUCUGCUCUGGCAAGUUAUCAGGAUUGGACUGGUGAGUAAAGUGAAUCUGCAAAUGCACCCUGGCCUAGCCAAACUGGUGGACAGUGAAAACGGGGAGACCCUCAAGGACCUGGCAUCCAUGUCUCCGGAGGACCUGCUCAUCAGAUGGGUCAACUACCACUUGGCAAACGCAGGCACCAACAAGAGAAUCAAAAACUUCUCGGACGACAUCAAGGACUCAGAGGCCUAUGCCCACUUGCUGGAUCAAAUUGCACCCAAAGAGAAGAAAUCAGAGAUGGCGUCACCUCAGACUGUCAUGUGUAACCCGAAGCUACUGGAGAGGGCAGAAACUAACUUAGAGAGUGCGGAUAAACUGGAUUGCAGAAAAUUCGUCACCCCUCAGGACAUCGUGGAUGGGAAUGACAAAUUGAACAUGGCGUUUGUGGCCAAUCUGUUCAACAACUACCCUGGACUGAAUGAGGAGGAGGAGCCAGUGGCCCCCGAGGAGAUCAUCACAGAGACCAGGGAGGAGAAAACCUUCCGUAACUGGAUCAACAGUCUAGGUUUGGGAACCCCCGAGGGCUUCAAGCCCAAAUGGGAGGCAACCUAUGUGAACAACCUGUACGGGGGACUGGCCAAUGGACUCAUCAUACUCGCCAUCGAGGACACCAUUCGGCCAGAGACAGUAGACUGGAGCAAAGUGUGUUUUCCCCCGUUUAAGCAGAACAGAGCCGAGAUCCAGUCGAGACAGAACUGCAAGUAUGCCAUAGACUAUGCACCCAAGAUCAGUGGACUCAAACUGGUCUCCAUAGGGGGAAAUGACAUUUACGAUGAACGGGAGACGUUGGUGCUAGGUCUUGUUUGGCAACUGAUGCGUGCUUACACCAAAAAUAUUCUGGACAGUUUGAACUCGGAGGGCAAUGAGCCAGCUGAGACAACUGGCCAGAAGAAGCAAGAAGUGGAAGGAUUCAUCAUCACAUGGGUUAACUCAGCUCUCUCAACUGCUGGCAAAGAAAGCCAGAUUGCUGACUUCAAAGACAAGUCGAUCCAGAGUUCCAUUCCAAUUGUGGACCUAAUCGAAGCCAUCCGACCAAAUACUGUCGACUACUCUCUGUUGGAUACCCAAUCAAACACACCUGAGAUAUUGCUGAGUAACGCCAAACUGGCGAUCAAUUGGGGCAGGAAAAUUGGGGCUAAAAUUUACGCCUUGCCAGAAGAUGUAGUUGAAUUGAAGCACAAAAUGGUGAUGACUAUAUUUGCCUGUCUUAUGGAAAGAGGCUUGCAAAACAAAUCAUGAAUUCUGAAAAAUGUACAAAAUAGAAAUUUAUAAAAAUUAAAAUGCAGUUAUUUUAUUCCAAACAUAUGAUACAAUUUACAUUUGUUAAUAAGGAUAAUUUUUGUCAAAAUAUAAAUGAGCCUGUUCACUAGCUGGGAAAGUAAAAUAUUUUUGAAAUAUUUAUUACUCAAUUAGAUUUUACAUUGCAUCUAGGUUUGAUGCCAUUAAAUCCUUGUUUUUGAUUUCGGACUCUUUUCAUUGUUGGAUGAUUUUCUCCAAUUUCAAAAUGUUCAGUGGAUAUUCCCAAUAUUUGAACAGGCUCAACUUUUUGCCGCAUAAAUCGUUGCAUAAUAUAGCAUCUGUUCCCAUUGUGCAUCUGAAGAAAAUGUUUCUAGAGCCGUAACUAUUCAUGAAUGGGAUCUGCAGUGGUGUCAGUAGAGCACCACCCACAACACUCUUCACAUUCAACUCAUAUACAU